This is a messenger RNA of Leptidea sinapis, 1704 nucleotides long. Its product is annotated as leucine-rich repeat-containing protein 58. Gene Ontology annotation, molecular function: protein binding. The transcript is spliced from 4 exons. NCBI's taxonomy places the organism in Eukaryota, Metazoa, Arthropoda, Insecta, Lepidoptera, Pieridae. The coding region runs from base 95 to 1198 and encodes 367 amino acids. The record is from RefSeq and is a predicted model, not a curated record.
GCGCGCGCCGCGGCAGAGGCGACACGUUCGCCUGCCGUAUUUUUAUUUAAAAUAAUAUAGAAUAGCCUUAAUUGAGCUCCGAUUUUGUCCAUUAAUGUCCAAAAGUUGUGAUAAGUUUAUUGUGAAAAUGGAAUACUACACAUCCGAUAGUUGCGACAGCGAUAGCAGGGAACAAAAAACUUUAGAUCUCUCCAAUAAGCUGUUGGACUGCGAAGCAAUAUCAUCUGAACUCGACAUUAUCAACGAGAAGAAUUGUGCAACAAAUUACGAGACAAUAUUACUAAAUGGCAACAGAAUAAAAUCAGUCCCAUUGAACCUCAACAGAUUUACUAACUUGAAGAUUCUUGAUGUAAGCAAUAACGGGCUCGCUGUUUUACCGGAUGCAUUGAGAUUUUGUCCACUUACAUCUCUAAUUGCAAAACAUAAUCAGCUGGAGAAUGAGUCUUUGCCAAAAUCGUUUUUUUCUGCAAAAUCAUCUCUCAGAGAACUAAAUUUAAGUGGAAAUAAACUAAAAUUCUUUCCAGAACAAAUCCUAGAAUUAGCGUCGCUGAGAUAUCUUUAUCUGGGCGCAAACAAUAUAAUUAACAUACCCAAAGAUAUUUGGAAACUACAAAGUCUUCAAAUACUAUCAAUCGGCGGUAAUAACAUCGCCCAGGUACCUGAAUCCGUUGGCGCCCUUAAAAGUCUUCAAGCUUUAGUUUUGUCGGAUAAUGACAUAGAACAACUCCCGGCAAGCAUUGCUAACCUCGAUCAAUUACGAUCACUUCUCAUACACAAGAACAAACUAAAGACGUUGCCGACGCAAAUUAUAAAAUUGAGAAAUUUAACGGAGCUCAGUCUCCGCGACAAUCCGUUGGUAGUCAGAUUCGUACGAGAUAUGACGUUGCAGCCGCCAUCACUACUGGAAUUAGCUGGACGGACAGUGAAAUUGCACAGACUUCCCAUUGAACCUGGCGAAAUACCUAUGAGCCUCAUUAAAUACCUGACAUCUGCACAAUGCUGUGUCAAUCCGAAAUGCAAUGGUGUUUUCUUCGACAACCGUGUGGAGCAUAUAAAGUUUGUUGAUUUCUGUGGUAGAUACCGUAUUCCACUUCUACAAUAUUUGUGCAGUUCAAAGUGUAUCACAGGCAGUUGGGAGAGUCGGGAAAUAGACAACACGCCAUCUAGCCAUAUGAUGAGAAAAGUUCUGCUGGGUUAAAAGACGCAAUGAAAUUAUAUCACGAACUAUGUUUUAAAAUACGUAAAAACAAUAACCCUACUGUGAUCUUUUGCAUUACAUUUUAUUCACAAUUCUGACAUAUAUUUACAUGUUCUAACUACAACUAUUGGCAUUAGUAAUUUAAAAAAAAAUGUGAGAUGUUAAAUGCUGUGUUAAAAUAAUAUGUAGGUAUAUACCCAUUUUGAAUACCAAAAAUUUGUCAAAUGUUUUUUAUUGUUAUGUAAAUAAUAUAAAGAGUGCAUUUUAUAUUAAAAUUUAUGUCUUAUUCAUUACAUACUGAGAACAGACCUUCACUUUGAAAUAAAUUUCUUUAUUUUAAUUUUUAAUAAACAGAAGCAUAGUCACCAGUCUGCUUGUGUUUUAUUAAGUGUUAAAACAAAUAAAUAUACAUGUGUACAAUUAUUGUUAUAUUAGACCUAUUGUUAUAAUAAUUUCUAUUUCUUUCCCUACAUUAUUGUUAAAUAUUAAAUUAUAUUUUUGUCCUA